Molecule: messenger RNA, 4086 nt
Organism: Solanum verrucosum
Lineage: Eukaryota; Viridiplantae; Streptophyta; Magnoliopsida; Solanales; Solanaceae
Product: structural maintenance of chromosomes protein 1
Exons: 17
Coding region: 143-3868 (1241 amino acids)
Biological process (GO): sister chromatid cohesion
Cellular component (GO): cohesin complex; nucleus; chromosome
Molecular function (GO): ATP hydrolysis activity; DNA binding; ATP binding
Source: RefSeq, a predicted model, not a curated record
CAUUUUCCGAGAAAAAUACCCGCCAAAACAAAAAUCCCCUCACUUCAAACCCUAAUUUCACUCUCCAUCAACUCAAUUCAAGUUUCAUAUUCACCAUUUCAUCACAAAAUUCUCACUGAAGACCUAGGGUUUCGACUCAGCAAUGCCGUCACAGGCGUCGCCGGGAAAAAUCCACCGGCUGGAACUCGAGAAUUUCAAGUCCUACAAAGGAUUUCAAUCAAUUGGCCCAUUUUACGACUUUACAGCGAUUAUAGGACCAAAUGGAGCAGGAAAAUCUAACCUAAUGGAUGCAAUCAGCUUCGUCCUUGGAGUUCGUACGGGUCAACUUCGAGGUGCACAGUUGAAGGACUUAAUUUAUGCUUUUGACGACCGUGAAAAGGAGCAGAGAGGUCGAAGAGCUUUCGUGAGGCUAGUUUAUCAGCUUGCUAAUGGUACGGAAAUUCAGUUUACGCGUGCUAUUACGAGUGCUGGUGCUAGUGAGUAUCGGAUUGAUGGGAAAGCUGUUAAUUGGGAUGAGUAUAAUGCCAAAUUGAAGUCCCUUGAUAUUCUGGUUAAAGCGCGGAAUUUUCUUGUCUUUCAGGGUGACGUUGAGUCUAUUGCAUCCAAAAAUCCAAAAGAACUCUCUGCACUCCUUGAGCAAAUAUCUGGAUCUGAAGAGUUCAAGAGACGCUAUGAUGAAUUGGAAGAAGAAAAAGCAAGAGCUGAAGAAAAGAAGGCACUUGCUUACCAGAAAAAGAAAACUGUAACUAUGGAGCGAAAACAGAAAAAGGAACAGAAAGAAGAAGCUGAGAAGCAUCUUCGUUUACAAGAUCAACUGAAAUCUUUGAAGCAAGAAUAUUUUCUUUGGCAAUUAUUCAACAUAGAAAAGGAUAUUGCUAAGACAAACGAGGAACUUGAUGCCGAAGAAGCAAGAGUCAAAGAAAUUGUGGAGAAACUUGGGGAAUAUGAAAGUGAAUCUAGCAGAAAGAAGAAAGAACUAAGCGGAUACAUGAGAGAAAUUGCAUUGCGCGAGAGGAAGAUUGCAGAUAGAAAAAACAAACUUGACAAGAAUCAACCUGAUCUUGUAAAGUUAAAGGAAGAAAUAUCGCGGAUUACUUCAAAAAUCAAAAGUACAAGUAAAGAGCUUGAUAAGAAGAGAGAUGAAAAAAGAAGACAUACAGAUGAGGUGAAGAAGCUUCAAAAUGACUUGAAGGACAUUACAAAGCAGCUGGAUGAGUUGCGUCAAAGAAGUCGAGAUGCAGGGGGGAAACUUCAGUUAGCUGACAGUCAAUUGGAGACAUAUCACCAAAUUAAAGAAGAGGCUGGCAUGAAAACUGCGAAACUAAGAGAUGAGAAAGAGGUCUUGGAUAGGCAGCAGCGUGCUGAUAUUGAUGCUCAGAAGAAUCUGGAAGAAAAUCUUCAGCAGCUUGAAAAUCGGAAGCAUGAGCUUGAGUCUCAGGAGAAACAGAUGCAAACAAGGUUGAAGAAAAUUCUUGAUGCAGUUAAGAAGCAUGAUGAAGAACUGAAACGGGUGAAAGAAGAACAGCGUGAAAUGAAAAAUAAACUUCGACGCUCCAGAGAAAAACAUGACAAUCUGCGCAAACGACUUGAUGAAGUAGAGGACCAACUACGUGAGUUGAAGGCUGAGAGACAUGAAAAUGAGAGAGAUGCCAGAUUGUCUCAAGCAGUUGAAACGCUGAAGCGUCUGUUUCCUGGUGUUCAUGGUCGAAUGACAGAUCUCUGCAGGCCAACACAUAAGAAGUAUAACCUUGCUGUAACAGUUGCAAUGGGCAGAUAUAUGGAUGCAGUAGUAGUUGAGGAUGACCAAACAGGAAAAGAAUGCAUCAAGUAUUUGAAAGAGCAAAGACUUCCUCCUCAGACAUUUAUACCUCUUCAGUCGGUCCGUAUAAAGCCAGUAGUUGAGCGGCUGCGCACAUUGGGUGGGACUGCAAUGCUGGUUUUUGAUGUCAUACAAUUUGAUCCAGCAUUGGAGAAGGCUAUAUUAUUUGCUGUUCAGAAUACCAUUGUUUGCAAUGACUUAAAAGAAGCUAAGUAUCUUAGCUGGGAUGGUGAGAGACUUAAAGUUGUGACUCUUGAUGGGAUUUUGUUAACAAAAUCUGGUACAAUGACUGGUGGUACUAGUGGUGGAAUGGAAGCACGCUCUCACAAAUGGGAUGACAAAAAAAUUGACGGUCAGUUGUGUUCGUUAUCCAUGUGUCUGGUUGGUUGCAUAGUCCUGAUUCCUUUUCCCCGGUUUGUAGGGCUUAAGAAGAAAAAAGAAGGUCUUGAGUCAGAGUUGGAGGAGCUUGGAUCAAUAAGGGAGAUGCAGCUUAAGGAGUCUGAAGCAUCUGGCAGAAUCAGUGGACUUGAGAAAAAGAUUCACUAUGCUGAGAUUGAAAAGAAAAGUAUUGCAGACAAACUUCAAAAUUUAGAACGCGAAAAGGGGAGUAUUGAAAAUGAAAUUGGACAUAUCCAGCCUGAACUUGAGCAGUUGAACAGAAAAAUUGAUGCAAGGGCACAAGAGAUCUUAUCGCGAGAGAAAAGGAUCAAUGACAUUGUUGACAGAAUCUACAAAAAGUUCAGUGAAUCCGUUGGGGUGAGAAAUAUUAGGGAGUAUGAAGAAAAUCAGCUCAAAGCUGUUCAGGAAAUGUCUGAAGAAAGGCUCAAUUUACAUAAUCAACAAUCGAAGCUUAAGUCACAGUUGGAAUAUGAGCAGAAGCGGGACAUGGAUUCACGAAUUGUAAAACUGGAAUCAACCCUUAAUAACUUAAAAGAGAAAUUAAAGGAGGUUGAGACCAAGGAGGCGGAUCUGAAGUCGUCCAUGGAGAAAGCUACAAAGGAGAUAGACGAUUACAAGGAAGAAGUAUUAGCAUGGAGGUCCAAAUCAGAAGAAUGUGAAAAGCAGCUGCAGGAGUGGCAGAAAAAGAUUUCUGCUGAAACAACUAGCAUUAGCAAACAUAACCGUCAAAUUAAAUCAAAGGAGGCACAGAUUGAACAACUGAAUUUAAAAAAGCAGGAAAUAUUGGAGAAAUGCGAACUGGAGCAAAUAGAACUGCCCACUAUCUCUGAUCCAAUGGAUACUGGAGAGUCUACACCUGGCCCUGUUUUCGAUUUCAGUAAACUGAAUAGAAUGUAUCAGCAGAUUACGAAACCCGCUGAAAGGGAGAAACGUGAGGUGGAUUUUACUCAGAAAAUUGCUUCCUUGAUGUCAGAGAUAGAAAGAACUGCUCCAAAUCUGAAGGCCCUUGAUCAAUACAAAGAUCUGCUGAAAAAGGAGGAAGAUGUUAAUAAAGAAUUUGAAGUGGCCAAAAAUGAGGAGAAGAAAGUUACUGAUGAAUAUAAUAGAGUUAAAGGGGCCAGGUGUGAAUUGUUUAUGAAAGCUUUCAAUCACAUAUCUGGCAAAAUCGACAAGAUAUACAAGCAACUCACAAAGAGCAAUACACAUCCUCUCGGUGGGACAGCAUAUCUUAACUUGGAUAAUGAAGAUGAGCCAUUUUUACAUGGUAUCAAGUAUACCGCUAUGCCCCCAACAAAACGAUUUCGGGAUAUGGAACAGCUUUCAGGAGGAGAGAAGACGGUUGCAGCACUUGCAUUGCUUUUUGCUAUCCACAGUUUUAGACCUUCUCCAUUCUUCAUACUGGAUGAAGUUGAUGCUGCAUUGGAUAAUCUGAAUGUUGCCAAAGUUGCUGGAUUCAUUCGAUCAAAGUCCUGUGGAGGUGCUAGGCUUACUCAGGAUCCUGAAGAAGGAUGUGGCUUCCAAAGCAUUGUUAUCUCUCUCAAAGACAGCUUUUAUGACAAAGCUGAAGCUUUGGUUGGUGUUUACAGGGAUGCCGAGAGAGGUUGCUCGAGCACAUUGACAUUUGAUCUGACCAAGUACAGGGAAUCGUGAAAGUCCAACCUCUUGUUCUCUGGAGAUGUAGUUCACCGAUGUUUAGAUCUUUGGUGGUGGUUAAUAUAACAGUUCAAAUGUAGUGUAGAUUGGUAUAUAAGUGAUCUUUAACAUUAUAUACAUACAUGUUCCCAGUCGUUUGAAGUUUCACAACGCUGUUGCUACACGCCAAUAGUGGCUAGUAUCUGAAUGUAUUUUAGUACUUGUGAUUUGAAGAA